AUGGGCAAUUUUCCCUUCCAGACAUAUCUCCUAUGGUUGGGAGCUUUAGGCGCAACAGCUCAAUCACCCCAUCGACAACAAGAACCAAUAAACGAUCAUUACAAGUACGCGGAAGCAUGUCCGGAUUACAAGAAAUAUUCUACCUUUAGACAUGGGCCAGUAUCAACUGGCCCCAUGGAAUUGCCUUUCCAAAGGCCUGUCGAGCAAUGUCGGACAUUUUCCUCUCCUUUGGUGGAGAAGGUUAUCAAUGAUAUGUCACUUAAGAUGAUUGACAAGGACCUGGCACGACUAUUCGAAAAUGCUUUUCCCAAUACCCUCGAUACGACUGUGCGAUGGCAUGUAGAUGGAACUAGAAAACAUACGGAAUUGAAAGCUCGGGAUGUGCGGGACAGUCAGAAAUGGCAGGGAGCUCAAUCAUUUGUGGUUACUGGAGAUAUCAAUGCAGAAUGGCUCAGAGAUUCUACAAACCAAUUGCUUCAAUAUCAACCUUUGGCAAAGAAGGAUCCAGCUAUCUUCAAUUUAAUAUUGGGAGCUAUCAAUACACAAGCAGAAUAUGUUGUUCAAUCACCAUAUUGUAAUGCAUUUCAACCCCCUCCGCCCUCGAAGCUUGCCGCAACAGAAAAUGGACAAGAUGAUGUUGUUCACCCUGCAUAUGAACCUUCUUUUGUCUUCGAGUGCAAAUACGAACUAGAUUCCCUUGCAAAUUUCCUAGCUAUUGGAAACUCCUUCUAUAACCACACCGGGUCGACCGACUUUAUCACCCCGCGGUGGUUAACAGCACUCGACACUGUUCUUAUGGUCCUCGAACAACAAUCUGAAUCUACCUUUGAUUCAAAAACUAGUCAUUUCCAACGUAAUGCUUACACUUUCAGCCGUCGCACCGAGCAGGGAACUGAAACUUUACCAUUAUCGGGUGUUGGCAACCCUUUGAACUACGGAACGGGUCUGAUACGAAGCGCAUUUCGUCCUUCAGAUGACACUACGAUCCUGGGGUUUUUCAUCCCUGCCAAUGCAAUGAUGUCCGUUGAACUGAAGCGUACCGCCGAAGUGCUCAAAGCAGCCAAACGCUCCGAUUUAGCUCAAACCCUCGAGAAGCGCGCACAAAGUAUCAAAGACGGCAUCAUGAAGCACGCCGUUGUACAACACAAAAAAUGGGGCAAAGUGUUUGCCUACGAAGUAGAUGGUUAUGGCGGCCAAAUACUCAUGGACGAUGCAAAUGUUCCUAGUCUCCUCUCCCUCCCAAUCCUUGGUUUCCUCAAACAUGACGACGAAAUCUACAAAAAUACUCGAAAGAUGCUUUUAUCCAAAGAUGGUAAUCCGUAUUACCUCGAAGGCAGAGCAUUUAGAGGGAUAGGAGGUCCACAUAUCGGCCCUGAAAAUGCAUGGCCUAUGUCUCUACUCCUACAAGCCAUGACGACCGACGACGACGAGGAGAUCAUGGAUUGUUUAAGUUUAGUCCUGAGAGCGAGCAAGCUGGGAUUGAUUCAUGAGAGUAUUAAUGUAAAUCGUUUACAUGAAUAUACGAGGAGUUGGUUUGCCUGGGCAAAUUCUGUCUUCGCUCAAACAAUCCUCGAUCUUGCGAAACGGAAACCACAUCUUUUGUUUGGGGAAGGAGCGGAUCCUUAUGUGAUUGAAACUUGA
Sclerotinia sclerotiorum 1980 UF-70 is the source of this 1641-nucleotide messenger RNA. RefSeq lists its product as hypothetical. Bases 1 to 1641 code for a protein of 546 amino acids. Lineage: Eukaryota; Fungi; Ascomycota; Leotiomycetes; Helotiales; Sclerotiniaceae. Gene Ontology annotation, biological process: carbohydrate metabolic process. The record is from RefSeq and is a predicted model, not a curated record. The transcript is spliced from 2 exons.